AUGUCAAGUUCUACACAACCAAUGGAUGUAGACAACAGCAAGAAAGCAAAAAAGCCUAGAUUUCAAGUUAAAAAGUGGAACGCAGUAGCAUUGUGGAAUUGGGAUAUAGCAGUAGAUAACUGCGCUAUAUGCAGAAAUCAGAUUAUGGAUUUAUGCAUAGAAUGUCAAGCUAAUCAAGCAUCUGCUACGACGAAUGAAUGCGUCGUCGCUUGGGGUAUUUGCAAUCACGCUUUCCACUUCCAUUGUAUAUCACGCUGGCUUAAAACCAGACACGUAUGUCCACUCGAUAACCGUGACUGGGCAUUACAAAAGUAUGGAAAGUAA
This is a messenger RNA of Wallemia mellicola CBS 633.66, 324 nucleotides long. Its product is annotated as RING-box protein 1. The transcript has 4 exons. Gene Ontology annotation, biological process: ubiquitin-dependent protein catabolic process; protein ubiquitination. The record is from RefSeq and is a predicted model, not a curated record. Gene Ontology annotation, molecular function: ubiquitin protein ligase activity; cullin family protein binding; zinc ion binding. Lineage: Eukaryota; Fungi; Basidiomycota; Wallemiomycetes; Wallemiales; Wallemiaceae. Gene Ontology annotation, cellular component: cullin-RING ubiquitin ligase complex; nucleus. Bases 1 to 324 code for a protein of 107 amino acids.